UCGAUCCUUCCAAGCGGCGUGUGCGUGCACGUCAAACAUCUGCAGGUUGGUUUCGUUUUCGUUUUGUACGUUUGCCGAUGAUCAUUACGUCACUCGACGUUAUGAUGUUAUUCCACAUGCUUUUGUACCGCCAAGGAAGGCAAGUGAUCUAAGUCACGUGAUGGCGUCUCCGGACCUGGCGGACCUGUCUCGUCUCUACCAGACAGAGUUCGUGCGUAGUGCGCGUGCGGUGGGCGUGCUUUGGGCCGUGUGCACGCUGUGCUUCGCCGUCAUCCAGGUGGUGGUUCUGGUGCAGCCGUCAUGGAUCGGAACUUCAGAUUCCCACCACCCGGGAGUAGGAACAGCUCCACCUAGCGGCACCCUGGGAUUAUUUGAGGUGUGCCUGGAGUCGGACCGUCCGGUUCCAGAUUGUCGCGGUCGUUUGUCUAGUCUGUCGCCUCUGCCGUCCUUCCAGUCGGUGGCGGUCCUGGUGGGCGUGUCCCUGUGGGCGGUGUGGACCAGCGUGUUGUGUCUUUGCCUGUUCCGCUUCUGCAGCGCCGCCACCGUGUACAAGAUCUGUGCCUGGUUGCAGCUCACUGCAGGAUUCUGCUUGGCACUGGCCUGUCUCCUGUUCCCUGACUCGUGGGAGAGCCCGGAGAUGAGAGUUCUGUGUGGGGACUCGGUUGGCAGCUUCUCAUCCGGGAACUGCUCGGUCCACUGGGCCUACAUCCUGGCUAUUCUGGGGGUCUUGGACGCCGCCAUCUUGGCCACAUUGGCCUUCGUGCUCGCCAACAGACAGGACGCUCUCCUGCCGCCGCUCAGCAAGGAAGUGACUACGGGGCUGCUGAUGUCAGCGUAGACGUCAUGUGACUCUUCUUCUUCUGGUCCUCUUCGACAAGUCGUCUUCCUCGUUCUGAUGCUCCGAUAGCCUCGCAUAGCAUAGUUAGCAUCAGCCUCGACCUUUGACUAUUGUGUCCGUGGUAGCCAUGUAAACAAAUAAAACAUCUUGAAA
This is a messenger RNA of Doryrhamphus excisus (bluestripe pipefish), 991 nucleotides long. NCBI's taxonomy places the organism in Eukaryota, Metazoa, Chordata, Actinopteri, Syngnathiformes, Syngnathidae. The record is from RefSeq and is a predicted model, not a curated record.